AUGUCAAACAUUUCACAAACAGCACGUCGGCUCUUCCGACCGCAAACUCUUUCAGCAUUUAGGACAUACUCGCCCGCAGCGCCAAUUGCGCGUCUUCACCAACAAGGCGCAACACGGUCGGCAGUGGUUCAUGACCAAGCACUUCCUAGUCAAACAGAAACACACCCAUUCCUUUCUCAGGCACAAACACAACCACACCAUGAAUCAACAGCCCUCGACACUCUCGUUUCCCAAAUCCCACUCGUCCAAACACUCCGCGAAACCCACAGCACCUACAAGGAAACCCGUCCCCAUCUCGCAAUCCCAGCACCCAUCCGACAGCACCACUUUGUGGGUGGAAGCUUGGCUGGACCAGGCAAGCUUGCAUUCGCACCAUACAUGUGGCUAUCGACUGGCAAAUCUGGACAAGCCGAAAGUGAUGAGCAAACCAGCAACGUCGUCUCAGUCUUCCAUAUCGGCCAGAAUCUCUGUGGUCACCCUGGCUUUGUCCACGGUGGUCUUCUCACUGUUCUCUUUGAUGAGGUGUUUGCUCGCUGUGUCUCUGCAGCCUUCCCCAGCGGGCUGGGUAUGACGGCUAAUCUCAAUGUGGAUUUCCGAAAGCCAGCUCUCCCUGACCGGAUGUAUGUGCUGCGUACAAAGACGACCAAGGUUGAGGGCAGGAAGGCUUGGGUUGAAGGUCAAAUGACUUAUCUUCCUUUGACCUUGCCACUGUCUGCGGACUCGCAUAGCAUCGUUUCUGAUGCUAGCCUGCUGCGGGAGGACAGUGAAGGUGCAGUAAUGGUUGCUGAGGCUAAGGCUUUGUUUAUUGAGCCUAAAUUUGCGGAUUCUAUGGUGUCGAUUUAUUCGAACUAG
Penicillium griseofulvum is the source of this 852-nucleotide messenger RNA. RefSeq names its product PaaI family thioesterase. The transcript is spliced from 2 exons. NCBI's taxonomy places the organism in Eukaryota, Fungi, Ascomycota, Eurotiomycetes, Eurotiales, Aspergillaceae. Bases 1 to 852 code for a protein of 283 amino acids. The record is from RefSeq and is a predicted model, not a curated record.